This is a messenger RNA of Cuculus canorus (common cuckoo), 7112 nucleotides long. It is a transcript of the gene WIZ, whose product is annotated as WIZ zinc finger. Gene Ontology annotation, molecular function: RNA polymerase II cis-regulatory region sequence-specific DNA binding; DNA-binding transcription factor activity, RNA polymerase II-specific. Gene Ontology annotation, biological process: regulation of transcription by RNA polymerase II. The transcript is spliced from 12 exons. The coding region runs from base 19 to 6261 and encodes 2080 amino acids. The record is from RefSeq and is a predicted model, not a curated record. Gene Ontology annotation, cellular component: nucleus. NCBI's taxonomy places the organism in Eukaryota, Metazoa, Chordata, Aves, Cuculiformes, Cuculidae.
GCGAGCGCGGGAUCCAAGAUGGCGGCGGCGGCGACAACAACGACAGAAGCGGCCGAAGCGACCCCGGGACCUCGUUCAACACCUUCAAGAUGUCGUCGAAGAGCCGGUCGCGCCCGCCGUGACGUGUUCAGGCCCCGCCGGCGGGAGGGAGGCGGGGGAGCGGCCCGAGCCGAGCCGGAGGCGGCGGCGGCGGCGGCGGGAGCGGUCGGGGCCCCGCGCGGGGAUUUAAAGGGACCAUGGCCUCGGCGAGGAGGAGCAGCGGGAGGCCGCAGCCGCAGCCGCAGUCGGGCGGGAGGAGGCGCUGAGGAGGAGCCCGGGGGGAGCGGAGCAGCCCGGGGGUUUUUCCGGCGGUCUUUGGCCGCUCAUCCUCCCCAGUGCCGGCGCGGUGGCUUUUUCCGAGUGACCCAACCCCAUCACCGAGGGAUGGAGAAACAUCUCGCCAGCUUCUCGGAGCACCAAGGAGAUGGAGGAUCCAGAUCCUUGUUGAUGCCACCGGAAGCGACCCAAGAGACUUUUCCUGCCCUCGAGUGUCCUCAAGGUGAGGAACGAAGAGCGGCGUUCCUUCAGGAUGGGAAGAAGGCUCUGGAGAACUCGGCUUUAUCCACCACGACGAUGGAGACGGAGCUGGAAGAAGACGCUUUCUACACCGCGGAUGAUCUCACGAUGAGGAGCAGGGACGGGAAGGGACCUUCUGGCCCCAAACUGCGCCCGUUGCAAGAAGAUCCCGACUUCUUCUCCUCGCUGUCUCGUCAGGAGCCCGACGUCGCUUUGGAAGCUCACGACGUGGCCGAUGAACCCGGUCCCGCCCUCUCCGGUGCCGUCUCGGCCUCAGCUCCCCGGACCGACCUCGGCUCCACGAACGACGAACGUUUGGACUUCCAGAAGGGUUUGUACCGGGCGGAGGUGAGAAGCUCCGUAGACCUUCGCAGCGUGGCCACCGCCGCCGAGUGGACCCCUUCCGCGGGCAGCGACGAAAGCACUUUAGAGAGGUUCUCCACCUUGAGGGACUCCAAGGACGCGCGAGGAGUGAAGGAGUCGACGUUCCUGGUGGAGCCCCACGGUGGAAACGCCAUCCGGGUGGAACCGGAGAGCGACGCCGAGGAGAUGGAUGGGGGCGAGGGGGGCGCCGGGACAUCGCUCGGGGCCGGAGAAGAGCCGUAUCUUCCAAAGGAACCAAAGCAACUCGAAGGUCUCCACCGAGAGCACUUAGAGAAGAGCAAGAGGGGCCUCCAGAGGUUCGAGUGGGUUCCUCGACCCACCAGGAGCCCAAGUCCUCCUUACAAGGACGUGACGAAGCCAACGGAUGUAGCAACCGCUUCGCCCUUCCGAGGCCACGUCGGGCGUGAAGUGCCUCCUCCGUUGACUCCGACCGUGUUCCGGAAGACCUUAAACCCUGUCCUCCCCAAGGCCAAAGGCCUGGAGAGCUCCUCGAGCCUCAGGAAGGGGCUGAUGGUGGAGGCGGACUUGGGCGAGAUCGACGCCCUCGCCGCGGCCGAGUGGACCAUCCAAAAGCCGAGUCUUCAGCUGAGCGGAGACCUCGCCGUGGGCAAACAGUCGUGGACGGUGAACGCAGAAGACUCGGUGGAGAGGAUCCCGCUGAUGGCCUUGGAGGCGGCUCCGUGCAGCUCGUACGACGUGGAGGUGAGGCCCUACGUCUGCGGGGUGGUGGUGGAGGAGCAGAGCAAGGAGGAGGUGGGCCCCGACGACGACCCCUCCGUCUACACCUGCAUCGAGUGCAGCAUCUACUUCAAGAAGAAGGACCAUCUGAUGGAUCACAUGCUCCAACACAACCGAGGAGCCGGCGGGGACCAAGACGGAGACGCUUUGGGAGGUCAAUGCCAGUUCUGCUGCAACGAAUGCGGUUGGGCCUUUGGAGACCCCACGGCUUUGGAGCAGCACAAGAGGCUCCACCAAGAAUCCCGGGAGAAGAUCAUCGAGGAGAUCCAGAAGUUGAAUGAGUUUCCAGACGAAGGUCGAGACGCUCGUUUGCAGUGCCCCAAAUGCGUCUUCGGCACCAACUCCUCCAAGAUCUUCGUCCAACACGCCAAGAUGCACGUCAAGGAGAGGAAGGACCAAGGGGCCAAGAACCUCAAUCUCUUUGGAAGCGGCACCGGCGGAGAACUACGAGACGAUGCCACCACGCACGGCAUCUACAAACCCUUCCAAACCAACGAGCCCCCACCCGGCACCGCCAAAGCUCUCCUCACCUGCGUCCUCUGCGGCUUCCCGGCUCCCAACAACGACAUCCUCAAGGAGCACAUGAGAUACGCUCAUUCCCACCUCAACUGGGACGCGGAAGGGUACGAAGAUGAUCCCAACCAACCAGGAACCAGCCGAGAUGCCUACAGCCCCGCCAGGUCCGGGCGCUUCGCCGAGGUGGAGUAUUUCGGCAAAGCCGAACGGUUUUUCCCUCCUCCUCACCGGGAAAGCGUCUCCCACUAUGAAACCAUCGCCGGCUUUGGUCCGACCUCUCCCAGGCUCCCCAGGAGCAACGGCGCCGGGAGGAAGGACCACCACGGCUCAGGGUUUCCCGGUAGGAAAGCGGCUCCGUACGUCGCUCCUCCCAAGGCUUUGGGUUUUUCCUCCAGCAAAGCUUCUUCCCACGUGGCUCUUCAGCAGCUGAAGAAGAAAACGGGAGGACAACGCCUCGAAGGAGAAGGCGACGGCCUCGGAAACCAACCGGUGGGGUUGGAGGAACUGAGGCACAAGUGGGCGUUGGCCAACGACGUUGGGAAUGUGGAAGAGGAGAUCUCCAUCAGCACCGAAAUAGAUCUGAGCGAGAAGCGAAGCGGCAAAGCCGUCGCUGUCCCUCAAGCGGCUCUGGACCUCAAGAGGACCUUCCGAGACACCUUGAAAGCCACCGAUUCGUCCAUAGCGACGGAGGAGCAGCGGCAGCAGCUGCGGAUGAUGGUGCCCCUCGUCCUGCUGGAGGAGAUGAGCCUCCACCCGAAGGCCAAGAAGCGCCCUCGGAAGCUCUUCAAGAAGAAAACCGUGUUCCCUCCUCGGGAUUUCAUGCUGGAAGAACCUCUUCCCUUGGACGUUCUCCUCUUGGAUGCUCCUCUGGAGGGAACUCUGGACUUGGAUGACUUCUUGGACUCAGAUUCGCCCAUGUUGAAGAACGAAGAGAGGAAGUGUCCGUACUGCCCGGAUCGCUUCCACAACGGCAUCGGUUUAGCCAACCACGUGAGGGGUCACCUCAACAGGGUCGGGGUGAGCUACAACGUCCGUCAUUUCAUCUCGGCAGAAGAAGUCAAAGCUAUUGAGCAAAAGUUCUCCUUCCAAAAGAAGAAGAAAAAAGGUAGUAUGUACCCAAACCGCUUCGCUUUCUCUUUUCGGGCUCCAACCGGUGGGUUUUUCUCCUCCCACCACGAGUUGGUGGCCAACUUUGACCCCAGCACCUUCAGCCUCAUGCGCUGCGAGUUCUGCGGCGCCGGCUUCGACACGCGCGCCGGGCUCUCCAGCCACGCCCGCGCCCACCUGAGGGACUUUGGAAUCACCAACUGGGAACUCACCAUCUCGCCCAUCAACAUCCUCAAGGAGCUCUUGGCCAACUCUUCCGAGCAUCCGUUGGUGCAGGCGGCUCUGGCGAUGGAACCGUCGUCUCCGGGAAGAGAGAGAGAACCUCACGGCUUGGUGACGCCCAAAAGCGUCGUCUCCGGAGCCGAGGGCGGCGUUCCGCGCUCUCCGUUGUCUCCGUUCCCCACGGCGUGGGUGGAUGAGUCCUUGCAGGUCUACAGAGACGUUCUGGCUCCGGAAGAGGACGACCUGGUGGCCAUGGAAGUGGGAUCACCCCCUCUCCCAAAGAAAAGCGCUCCUCCUCCGGCGCAGCUGGAGCCGCCGCCCGCCCGCAUGGGGACCAAACUGUCGCCGGAGCCGCCGGGGAGCAAACCGGAGCCGCAGGACGCCAAAGCCCAGAACCUGACGACGUGCGAGGUGUGCGGCGCCUGCUUCGAGACCCGCAAAGGCCUUUCCAGCCACGCGCGUUCCCACCUCCGGCAACUCGGAGUGGCCGAAUCGGAGAGCAGCGGCGCUCCCAUCGAUUUGCUUUACGAACUGAUGAAACAGAAAGUCAAACCUGACGGGAGCUCCUUAACUCCUGUCCUCGGGAAGAAAUCCGGUUCUCCCAAAGACGCCACCGCUUCCCCUCGGCCCACGCUCUUGGCUCUCGGCAAAGCCGCCGACCGCCUUUCCGAUGGGCCAAUUAACAAAGCCAUCAAAUCCCCUCCCGGCUUCUCCAAGAGCCUCUCCCAACCGGGAUCCCCCAUCCUUAAGAAGGUGCCGCCCACCCUUUCAGGUUCUCCGUCUCCGAAAAACCCGGAGGAGAAGAGCUCCAAGCUGUCGCUGAGCCCGCUGCCGAGCUCGCCGAAGGCCCCGUGGCCGCCGGUGGAUGACGAAGGACCCCUCAAUUUAACCUCGGGGUCGGAACCGGUGCGUGAUAUCCGCUGCGAGUUCUGCGGGGAGUUCUUUGAGAACCGGAAAGGCUUAUCCAGCCACGCGCGUUCCCACCUCCGGCAGAUGGGAGUGACGGAGUGGUACGUCAACGGUUCACCCAUCGAUACCCUCCGCGAGAUCCUCAAACGGAGAACCCAACCGCGGAGCGGCACCUCCAAUCCCACCGGGCCUGGAAAAGCCAUGGCCAAGAGCCUCUUGGGAAGUAUGGGAUCCUUGGAGCCUCGUGGUCCCGGAGAGCUUCAUAUCCCGACGCUCAGCAAGAAGGUCCAGCAACCCGGCAGCCCCCUGGGGCAUUCUCCUACCUCGUCCCCACCUCCCACUGCCCGGAAGAUGUUUCCAGGCCUUUCUCCUCCCUCCUUGCAGAAGAAACUCAAACAGGAUCAUCUGCGGCUGGAAAUCAAGCGGGAGAUGAUGGCGGGAGGACUCCAUGGAGAACCGCACCCAUCCGAUUGCACGUGGCCACCUCGGGAGGAGAUGUCACCUUUGAACCUCUCUUCUCGAGCUGAUCCGGUGCGUGAUAUCCGCUGCGAGUUCUGCGGGGAGUUCUUUGAGAACCGGAAAGGCUUAUCCAGCCACGCGCGUUCCCACCUCCGGCAGAUGGGAGUGACGGAGUGGUCGGUGAACGGUUCACCCAUCGAUACCCUCCGCGAGAUCCUCAAGAAGAAAACCAAACCGUGCGUCAUCAAGAAAGAACCUCAUCUUUCCAGCAUCGAACCUCCUAAAUCCAUCGGCGAGGAAGGAACCGAUCCCAAAUCGCCAGGAAAAAUCCUGCAGGGCAUGGCGCUGACUCCGUUGGGCGGCCGGCCGGGAAAACCCAGCGCCGGCACCUCUGCCUUGAGCCGGGAGAUCUCCUUGUCGCCGCUCACCACCAAAGCCCAAGGUGGAUUCCUGGCUCCGUUGGCGACCAAACGGCCUCUUCCGGAGGAUCGCUUGGGUCCGCACGGUGAAAUCAAGCACAAAAGUUACAUCCAGACGGAAUUGGCCUUCAAAUCCAAGACCGUGCACGAGAAACCGGCUCAUACCUCCAGCGAAGCCUGCUGCGAGCUCUGCGGCCUCUACUUCGAGAACCGGAAGGCUCUGGCGAGCCACGCGCGGGCGCACCUCCGGCAGUUUGGCGUAACGGAAUGGUGCGUCAACGGUUCGCCCAUCGAGACCCUCAGCGAGUGGAUCCGUCAUCGGCCGCAGAAAGCCGGAGCGUAUCGGAGUUACAUCCAAGGGGGACGACCCUUCACCAAGAAGUUCCGUAACUCGGGCCACGCCGGCGGCGCUCGGCGGAUGCCGCUCAGCCUCCAGGCCGGCAGCGUGGCUUUCCUGAGCAAGGGAUUGCCGGGAGAGCUGGCUCACGGAGACGCCGGGAAGCUCCUGGAUGGGGGAAGCGGUGGGGAGCGCCCCAUGAUCACCUCUCCCCUCUCCUUAGUGAAGAUGGAGGAACAUCAACGCUCCAACAUCAACAAGUUCGAGCGGCGGCAGGCGAGGCCGCUGGAUCCUCCUCUCCACCGGGAAGAGGAAGGCGCCGAAUUCCAGCAGAAGCUGGAGGCCGCGCGGCAGCCGCCGCCUCGCGUCCGCCCGGUUCCAUCCCUGGUGCCGCGUCCGCCGCGAACCUCCUUGGUGAAGUUCGUGGGGAACAUCUACACCCUCAAAUGCCGGUUCUGCGAGGUGGAAUUCCAGGGUCCCCUCUCCAUCCAGGAGGAAUGGGUUUGGCAUCUCCAACGACACAUCCUGGAAAUGAAUUUUUCCAAAGCCGAUCCGUUACGGAGCGACGCCGCCCCCGCCGCCCCGGAGCCUCCGGCGCUCGCCGAGGCUCAGUAACCGCGACCCAGCGCCGACGCCGAUGGCGCUCAAAAAUCCUCACCUUCCCUUUUCCCCGGCCACAAUUCCUUAUUUUUAGGGGAAAAAAAAAGGGGGAAUCGAUGGCUCCGGAGCUUCUCCCCUUCCAAGGGAGGCGUUUGGAGGGGGCCGAUCCCGGCCGCAAGCACUACAUGGAUCAAAACAACCCUCGGAGUCACGGAUCCGGCGCCGGAUCGGGGAGGGAAUGGGCGUUUUCCCCCUUUCCUCGCUUCCCUAAAUCGGUUUUUUUUUUAUCCCAAAGAACGAUCGGAGCCGCCGCGCCGGGGCCGGAGCCGCACCCCAGGGGAAUUCGCUGCGGAGUUUCUAUAUUCCCCUUGGAAUUCUUCUCUGUUCCACUUGGGAUUUUCCUUAGGCGACGAUUUAGUCCCGCGUAGAUGUCGGAAUCCUUCGGUUCCGGGAUUGCAUGUUGCCCAAAAUCCCUUUUUCCGCCACCGAAACAAACGCCGCCGCUUCCCUCUUGGCUUUUUAGCACCGCGGCAAAGCAAAACCUCGCGCCGGAUUCGCCUCCCGCGCCUGCGAUUCCACCUGGAAAAGCAAAACCAGCGGUUGGAACCCACCGGAAAGCGGGAAAACCUUCCGGCUGGAGCCAGAAAACCGCGGAAUUCCGGGUCUUUCCAUCAGGAAUCGGCAAAACCGAGCGGGUUUGGUUCAACCCUUUCCCCCCGUUUCACUGUUGCUUCGUUGUUUCUUUGUUCUUCCCGGUUUUUCUCGUAUUCCCGACUUUUCUAAACUCUAGAUUUCUGUAGAAAAUAAGGAAUAUUCCUUUUUAUUUGGAAAUCCCCAAAACUUCCGGAUUUCGGAAGGAAUUUUAA